UUUUCAAAAUGUGGGAAAGUAUUCCACAUAAGAGGAAAACGCUUAUUCGACUUGAACUGGCAACCCUGUUAGGGUCGUUUACAUAUUAUUCUGCCAUGCAAUUAUUUGGUGAAAGAUUUCUACGGUACAGCAGUAAAUUAAUGUAAUCGUGACCUUGAUUUGGUGAAGAAACAACAAAUUGUUAUUUCGUUAUUACAGAAAAGUGUGAAAAUUUUAAGUUUUGCCAGAAAAAUUGCAUUGUAAAACAUUCCUUCCAGUUACAUCAUUAAUAGUUUUGUUAUUAUAAAUUUGUGUGAUAAGAACAAACGCUGAUUUUUAACCUUGAACUGUUUAUUUCUAUUGCGGAAGUUCUAUAAAAAUUGCAAUUGAAAUAUGGCCCAAACUUACAAAAAUGUUACCCAUUGUAUUUUUGACAUGGAUGGUUUAUUAUUAGAUACCGAAGCCCUAUAUACAAAGGCUACUCAACAAAUCCUGGAUAAAUAUGACAAAACCUAUACAUGGGAAGUUAAAAUGACUUUAAUGGGAUUACGUCAUAUGGAAAUGUGCGAACGUAUUGUAAAAAUCUAUAAUCUUCCCCUUACGCCUGAAGAAUAUUCGAAAUUGCAGAAAGAAGUAAAUUCACAAAUUAUGAAGAAUGCUGAAUUAUUACCAGGAGCUGAACGACUUUUGCGUCAUCUACAUACGCACAAUAUACCAAUCUGUUUGGCCACCAGUUCAGGUGAGGAAAUGGUCGAAAUAAAAAUCACCAAUCAUCGUGAAGUCUUUAAACUAUUCCAUCAUCGUGUUUGCGGUUCUACCGAUGCUGAAGUGAAACAGGGUAAACCUGCUCCUGAUAUUUUCCUUAUUGCUGCAUCACGUUUUCCCGACAAACCAGAUCCGGCCAAAUGUUUGGUUUUCGAAGAUGCACCAAAUGGUGUUAAAGCUGCACAUAGUGCUGGCAUGCAAGUGGUAAUGGUACCUGAUGAACGUGUACCCUUGGAAAUGUCUGCAUUGGCUACUCAACGUUUGAAAUCAUUAGAGGAUUUCCAACCGGAAUUAUAUGGUUUGCCACCAUUUGAAAAGUAAAUGUUCAGAAAGAUGUAUUUUGAAUAUGAAUUUGCGUUGCAAUUAGUAUUUGCUUUUUUAUGAUUAUUUAAAACAUUUAUAUGUAUGUACCUUAUUAGUAAAAUUACAUAUUUGUAAAAAAAACUGCAAGCUGAGCUUAACUUAAAUUUAGGUUUAAAAAACCUAAAUUACACUACUACCUUAUAAGAAUUUAAAUAAAUGUUAAUUUUUUGAAAAGCA
This is a messenger RNA of Lucilia cuprina (Australian sheep blowfly), 1284 nucleotides long. Its product is annotated as probable pseudouridine-5'-phosphatase. Gene Ontology annotation, molecular function: phosphatase activity. The coding region runs from base 373 to 1065 and encodes 230 amino acids. NCBI's taxonomy places the organism in Eukaryota, Metazoa, Arthropoda, Insecta, Diptera, Calliphoridae. The transcript is spliced from 4 exons. The record is from RefSeq and is a predicted model, not a curated record.